AUGACUGAUCUGUUAUGUCAGCUGUGUUCGGUUAGAUUCUUGCUUGACAGCAGUCAUAUAAAAGGACGCGGGACCUGCUGGUUUAUUGGCAAACGGUCUUCUUUUUCACAGUUGUUUUCUUUGUAUAGUACCCAGAACACCAUCCAAUACAGAAGAGUAGUUCACUGUUACAGUACUAUCUCUCCUACAACAACAGCAACAACAACAACAGAAAUGCCAGAAUUCCGUACUAUCCAAAAGCACUUUAUUGCAGGGGAACAAGAAGAAGGUGUCGGUGCCCGUGUCAGGAGAUCUGUCGGGUCCAUGAGACAGAGAAACUUCUCGCCAUUCCUACUGCUGGAUCACUUCACCGUCUCGCACCCUGCAGGGUUCCCAGAUCACCCUCACCACGGGCAGGAAACCAUCACGUACGUUCGUGAAGGUAUGAUUGCCCACGAAGAUUUCUUGGGCUCCAAGGGUGUCCUGCGUCCAGGUGACUUGCAGUUCAUGACCGCAGGUAAGGGGAUCAUGCACUCUGAGAUCCCAGUCCUGAUGGAAAACGGCGACGCCGGGGUCGGUUUGCAACUGUGGGUGGACUUGCCAAAGGACAUGAAGGACUGUGCCCCCAGGUACAGAAACUUGAGGGGCACUGAGAUCCCUAUUGCGGAACCAAACGAGCAUUUGAAGAUCAAAGUCAUCAGUGGGAAAUCGCACGGUAUUGAUUCCGUCAAGGAGUUGGCCUACACCCCUGUCGACUUCUACCACUACAUCUCGGACAAGAAGGGCACAGGGUUCGUCCAAGAGGUCCCCACAAACUUCAACGUCUUCCUAUACGUCAUGAAGGGUGCCGUCAAGAUCGAUGGCCAGGUCUUCCCACAGUACUCCACCGUCUUCUACAACGCCAACGGUGAUGCCAUCAGAGGUAUGGUCGACGACGACGACACCGAGUUCGCCAUUAUUGGUGGGUUGAUCCUGGACCAGCCGGUCAUUCAACAUGGUCCCUUCGUGGAAACCACUAGAGAAAAAAUCAUUGAGGUGUUCCAAAACUUCCAAUACGGUAUUAACGGGUUCGAGAGAGCUGUUGGCUGGAAAUCCUCCAUCCGUAACGGUAUUCUAGAAAAGGAUGUGCCCGCAUUCGAAGCUGCUGGAGAGGCUAAGAAGUAG
Huiozyma naganishii CBS 8797 is the source of this 1143-nucleotide messenger RNA. RefSeq names its product pirin family protein. The coding region runs from base 1 to 1143 and encodes 380 amino acids. The transcript has a single exon. The record is from RefSeq and is a predicted model, not a curated record. NCBI's taxonomy places the organism in Eukaryota, Fungi, Ascomycota, Saccharomycetes, Saccharomycetales, Saccharomycetaceae.